This is a messenger RNA of Silurus meridionalis, 1060 nucleotides long. RefSeq names its product POP4 homolog, ribonuclease P/MRP subunit (gene pop4). The record is from RefSeq and is a predicted model, not a curated record. Gene Ontology annotation, cellular component: ribonuclease P complex; ribonuclease MRP complex. Lineage: Eukaryota; Metazoa; Chordata; Actinopteri; Siluriformes; Siluridae. The coding region runs from base 149 to 811 and encodes 220 amino acids. Gene Ontology annotation, biological process: rRNA processing; tRNA 5'-leader removal. Gene Ontology annotation, molecular function: ribonuclease P RNA binding. The transcript has 7 exons.
GUCCUUAAACUCAGCUAAUCGCAGCGCAGAAGGCGGAACUUCAUUUCAUUCCGGAAGAGAACGAGAGACGCACGUGUUCGAAAACAGCGGAACGGCAUUUGUUGUGAUUGUUUUGUUUAUGAAGUUUAAGUGUGAAAUAUAGAAUCAAAUGGAAAAGGUGGUGUUGUCUAGACUUCCUCCUGAUGAAAGCAAACUGCUGGGAGUUCAGUCUGAGCAUGGAUCUGCUGCUGAGAAGUUCACCAUGGCCUUCCUGAAGAGCAGCACACCUCGCCUGAGCACUGAGAAAGCAGAAGAAGCGCUGCAGCAUAAAGCGCUGAUGCUGCAGUAUGCUCGGGAGAGGAAGAGAAGAGGGAAAAAAACAAAGGCUAAAGGACUGAAUGCUAAAGACAUCAGAACCAUGAGAGUGUUUGAGCUGAAACCCGAGCAUCAAAAGUACGAUCUCUUCCUGCCACUGCAUGAGCUGUGGAAGCAGUACAUCACUGAGCUGUGUAAUGGCCUCAGACCAGACAGUAAUCUACAGGUGAUGCAGCAGAAACUUCUAAAGGCAGAUUUUCAUGGUGCUAUUAUAACAGUUGUUCGCUCUAAAUGCCCCUCAUAUGUGGGCUCCACAGGGAUCCUGGUGCAGGAGCUGAAACAUAUAUUUAAGAUCAUCACACAGGAGAACCGACUGAAAAUCAUUCCUAAGAAGAACAGCGUGUUCAGUGUGGAGAUGGGAGACUUUGUCACGUACAUUUACGGCAGUAAGUUUGAGCUUCGCUCCAGUGAGAGGUCGGCCAAAAAAUUCAAGACCAAAGGCACCAUCGACCUGUGAAGAACCUCCCAAUGACUACAGAGUGGGCUUGACCCUCACAUGCCCUCAGGAGAUUUAACAACAGUUUAUUUUUGGUGCAAAGCGUGUGAGAGCAUGCAGUUAUUUAUUUUUAAUUUAAUUAAGUUGUUCUUUAAAAUGAAGGCUCUGUUCCAGUGAUAUAUUUUCCUCACUCUUAACUCCUUCAGUAGUGUGUAUCCACACACUAUUUACUACAUCUGUCUGGUAGUAAAUUAAAUCUUUUUCACACAA